AUGAUGGUACAAAGGGAAUGUAUUUCUGUUCACAUCGGUCAAGCCGGAGUUCAAAUUGGAAAUGCCUGUUGGGAAUUGUAUUGUUUGGAACAUGGAAUACAACCUGAUGGUCAAAUGCCAUCGGAUAAAACCAUCGGAGGCGGCGAUGAUAGUUUCAAUACGUUUUUCAGCGAAACUGGAGCUGGAAAACACGUACCCAGAGCUGUUUUCGUGGAUUUGGAACCGACCGUUGUCGAUGAAGUUCGUACCGGAACCUACAGGCAAUUGUUUCAUCCGGAACAGUUGAUCACUGGAAAAGAAGAUGCUGCCAAUAAUUAUGCUCGCGGACAUUAUACCAUAGGGAAAGAAAUCGUCGAUAUUGUUCUUGACCGUGUGAGAAAAUUAGCAGAUCAAUGUACGGGUCUUCAAGGAUUUUUGGUUUUUCAUUCUUUCGGCGGUGGCACAGGUUCAGGUUUUACGUCACUCCUAAUGGAAAGACUUUCGGUCGAUUAUGGUAAAAAAAGUAAAUUGGAAUUUUCUAUUUAUCCCGCUCCCCAGGUAUCAACUGCUGUCGUCGAGCCUUACAAUUCGAUUUUGACGACUCACACAACUCUCGAACAUUCAGAUUGUGCCUUCAUGGUCGAUAACGAAGCCAUUUACGACAUAUGCAGAAGAAAUUUGGAUAUCGAAAGACCGACUUAUACUAAUUUAAACAGACUCAUUGGGCAAAUUGUUUCAUCCAUAACGGCUUCUUUAAGGUUCGACGGAGCACUCAACGUCGACCUGACAGAAUUUCAAACGAAUUUGGUACCUUAUCCGAGAAUUCAUUUUCCUCUCGCGACAUACGCUCCCGUUAUCAGUGCCGAAAAAGCUUAUCACGAACAACUCACCGUUGCGGAAAUCACAAAUGCUUGUUUCGAACCUGCCAAUCAAAUGGUAAAAUGCGAUCCGAGACACGGGAAAUACAUGGCAUGCUGCAUGCUGUACAGAGGAGAUGUCGUACCGAAAGAUGUCAAUGCGGCAAUUGCAACAAUCAAGACUAAGAGAACGAUACAAUUUGUAGACUGGUGUCCAACCGGUUUUAAGGUUGGAAUCAAUUAUCAGCCACCGACGGUAGUUCCAGGAGGUGAUUUGGCCAAAGUCCAAAGAGCCGUUUGCAUGUUGUCUAAUACCACGGCUAUUGCUGAAGCUUGGGCUCGUCUCGAUCACAAAUUCGAUUUGAUGUAUGCCAAACGUGCUUUCGUACACUGGUACGUCGGUGAAGGAAUGGAAGAAGGAGAAUUUUCCGAAGCAAGAGAAGAUUUGGCUGCAUUGGAAAAAGACUACGAAGAAGUUGGUAUUGAUUCCGUUGAAGAAGUCGGGGAAGGAGACGAAUAUUAA
Molecule: messenger RNA, 1359 nt
Organism: Pediculus humanus corporis (human body louse)
Lineage: Eukaryota; Metazoa; Arthropoda; Insecta; Psocodea; Pediculidae
Product: tubulin alpha-3 chain, putative
Exons: 8
Coding region: 1-1359 (452 amino acids)
Biological process (GO): mitotic cell cycle; microtubule cytoskeleton organization
Cellular component (GO): cytoplasm; microtubule
Molecular function (GO): GTP binding; structural constituent of cytoskeleton
Source: RefSeq, a predicted model, not a curated record